Molecule: messenger RNA, 2927 nt
Organism: Cebus imitator (Panamanian white-faced capuchin)
Lineage: Eukaryota; Metazoa; Chordata; Mammalia; Primates; Cebidae
Gene: RASA4B
Product: RAS p21 protein activator 4B
Exons: 21
Coding region: 83-2494 (803 amino acids)
Biological process (GO): cellular response to calcium ion; negative regulation of Ras protein signal transduction; intracellular signal transduction
Molecular function (GO): GTPase activator activity; phospholipid binding
Source: RefSeq, a predicted model, not a curated record
CCCCCCGCGGCACCCAGUCCAGCGCCCGCCGCCCGCAGUCCGGGACCCUGGUGUCUGGCUCCCAGAGAGCCGGGACCCCGCGAUGGCCAAGCGCAGCUCGCUGUCCAUCCGCAUCGUGGAGGGAAAGAACCUGCCCGCCAAGGACAUCACCGGCAGCAGCGACCCCUACUGCAUCGUGAAGGUGGACAAUGAGCCCAUCAUCAGGACGGCCACCGUGUGGAAGACCCUGUGCCCCUUCUGGGGUGAGGAGUACCAAGUGCAUUUGCCACCCGCCUUCCACGCUGUGGCCUUCUACGUCAUGGAUGAGGAUGCCCUCAGUCGGGACGACGUUAUCGGGAAGGUCUGCCUUACAAGGGACACCCUGGCCGCUCACCCUAAGGGUUUCAGCGGGUGGACCCACCUGAUGGAGGUUGACCCUGAUGAGGAAGUGCAGGGCGAGAUCCACCUACGGCUGGAAGUGCUGCCGGGGGCCCGGGCUCGCCGACUUCGCUGCUCUGUGCUGGAGGCCAGAGAUCUGGCACCAAAGGACCGCAAUGGCGCAUCUGACCCCUUCGUCCGAGUGCGCUACAAGGGCCGGACGCAGGAGACCUCGAUCGUGAAGAAGUCAUGCUACCCACGCUGGAAUGAGACAUUUGAGUUUGAGCUGGAGGAGGGGGCCGCAGAGGCGCUGUGUGUGGAGGCCUGGGACUGGGAUCUUGUCAGCAGAAAUGACUUCCUGGGCAAAGUGGUGAUCGAUGUCCAGAGACUGUGGGCGGCCCAGCAGGAGGAGGGCUGGUUCCGGCUGCAGCCCGACCAGUCCAAGAGCCGGCGGCGCGAAGAGGGCAACCUGGGCUCCUUGCAGCUGGAGGUGCGGCUGCGGGAUGAGACGGUGCUGCCCUCCAGCUGCUACCAACCGCUGGUGCAGCUGCUGUGCCAGGAGGUGAAGCUGGGCGUGCAGGGCCCGGGGCAGCUGAUCCCACUCAUUGAGGAGACAACCAGCACGGAGUGUCGACAGGACGUGGCCACCAACCUGCUCAAGCUCUUCCUGGGGCAGGGGCUGGCCAAGGACUUCCUGGACCUACUCUUCCAGCUGGAGCUGAGUCGCACCAGUGAGGCCAACACCCUGUUCCGGAGCAACUCCCUGGCCUCAAAGUCCAUGGAGUCCUUUCUGAAGGUGGCCGGGAUGCGGUACCUGCACAGCGUCCUGGGCCCCAUCAUCAACAAGGUGUUUGAGGAGAAGAAGUACGUGGAGCUGGACCCCAGCAAAGUGGAAGUUAAGGAUGUAGGGUGCUCUGGGCUGCACCGUCCGCAGACCGAGGCCGAAGUGCUGGAGCAGAGCGCGCAGACGCUGCGCGCCCACCUGGGGGCGCUGCUGAGCGCGCUCUGCCGCUCGGUACGCGCGUGCCCAGCCGUGGUGCGCGCCACCUUCCGCCAGCUCUUCCGGCGCGUGCGCGAGCGCUUUCCCGGCGCCCAGCACGAGAAUGUGCCGUUCAUCGCCGUCACCAGCUUCCUGUGCCUGCGCUUCUUCUCUCCCGCCAUCAUGUCGCCCAAGCUCUUCCACCUGCGGGAGCGCCACGCGGACGCCCGCACCAGCCGCACCCUGCUCCUGCUGGCCAAGGCAGUCCAGAAUGUGGGCAACAUGGACACGCCGGCUUCCAGGGCCAAGGAGGCUUGGAUGGAGCCGCUACAGCCCACUGUGCGCCAGGGGGUGGCACAGCUGAAGGACUUCAUCACCAAGCUCGUGGACAUCGAGGAAAAGGACGAGCUGGACCUGCAGCGGACGCUGAGUUUGCAGGCGCCACCUGUGAAGGAGGGGCCGCUCUUCAUCCACAGAACCAAGGGAAAGGGCCCCCUCAUGUCCUCCUCCUUCAAGAAGCUCUACUUCUCCCUCACCACCGAGGCCCUCAGCUUCGCCAAGACGCCCAGCUCCAAGAAAAGCGCCCUCAUCAAGCUAGCCAACAUCCGUGCAGCCGAAAAGGUGGAGGAAAAGAGCUUUGGCAGCUCGCACGUCAUGCAGGUCAUCUACACAGACGACGCCGGUAGGCCCCAGACUGCCUACCUGCAGUGCAAGUGUGUAAAUGAGCUGAACCAGUGGCUGUCUGCGCUGCGGAAGGUGAGCAUCAACAACACCGGCCUGCUGGGCUCCUACCACCCUGGCAUCUUCCGUGGGGACAAGUGGAGCUGCUGCCACCAAAGAGAGAAGACAGGUCGGGGCUGCGAUAAGACCCGGUCACGGGUGACCCUGCAGGAGUGGAAUGACCCUCUUGACCAUGACCUUGAGGCCCAGCUCAUCUACCGGCACCUGCUGAGCGUGGAGGCCAUGCUGUGGGAGAAGCACCGGGAGCUGAGCGGGGGUGCAGAGGCCAGCACUGUGCCUGCAAGCCCUGGCGAAGCCCCGGAGGACUCACUGGCCCGGCUGCUCCGGGUGCUUCGGGACCUCCGGGAGGCCCACAGCUCCAGCCCGGCCAGCUCCCCGACCUUGGAGCCCAACUGCCUCCUGGAGCUGCAGACGUGAGGCCCACCCUGCGCUCCCCUUGCUGAGUCCCUGGCCAAGCGCUCAAAGCCCCCCCAGGAUGCUCUGCACCCCUCACCCUGGUCCUCCUCAUUAGGGUGCAGGGCCCAGGUCUCUUCCAGGUGGGGGAGGGGGAAGAGUCAGGGAUAAGGGGAUCCCCAGAAGUGCAAAGCUGAGCAGGCCUGGCCUGAAGUGUCCCGGCUCCCUACAGCCUCUGCAGCCAUCACUGCCUCUCCAAGGACCCUCCUCUCCUGCCUAGGGCAGACCCAGCCAGAACCACCACUAGGACAGGCCACAGCCAGGGGUCUGGGCUCCAGGGACCUAGAGAAUGGGAGGGAAUAGGAGGCCCAGGACACCCGGCUGCCGCCCCACCAGCUCCCCGUGGGUGGCACAGAGCUGUGCUAUUGCCAACAGUAAACCUGCUGUUCCUGCCCAG